Branchiostoma belcheri (Belcher's lancelet) is the source of this 2329-nucleotide messenger RNA. Its product is annotated as calponin homology domain-containing protein DDB_G0272472-like. The transcript is spliced from 6 exons. NCBI's taxonomy places the organism in Eukaryota, Metazoa, Chordata, Leptocardii, Amphioxiformes, Branchiostomatidae. Bases 76 to 1587 code for a protein of 503 amino acids. The record is from RefSeq and is a predicted model, not a curated record.
UGUUCUACAUUGGAUUCAUUCUGAAGACCAUGGAUACUCCAUAAUAUCGUACCAGGCCACCAAAACAAACCCACGAUGCCGACCACAACGUUACCGGGUGGCAUCAAGGUGUACGUGGCGCAGUCAGCGGACAAGACCGAGAUCUCGCCGGUGUAUGACGACGACUCGCCCCGCGGGGACUACCCGGUGGUGCGCGGUGUGGUCAGGGGAACGUCGGCCGGGGGCACCGAGAAGAGGAAACGGACUGACCGGGUUCACACGCCGAAAAUACGGGAGAAGUCUUCCAGAAACCUCGUGAGCCAGCCAAGGAGUGAAGACGAGGGGGAACUCAGAAUAGCCCAGAGAUACAGGUCUUGCGCAGAGGAAUUCAAAUCUUAUCACAAAGAACUCCAAGCCAGCGAGCGGAACCUCAAACGCCUGGGAGCCGACAUCAACGAACGCGAACGAAGCCUCAACGAGACCUACGAGAACGUCCAAUACGGCGAGAGGGACAUCGAACUCCUAUACGAGACCCUAACCUCAUUGGAGGACACCGUGUCCAAUAACUUUCACGACGAAUUCAAAAAGAUAACGGACGAAUCGAAAGAGCUUCCUCCUAUCAACGGUGUGUUCAAGCCACAUCCUACCAUAGCAGACAUAGACGAAAGAGUUUACCAUGACAAAUUUGCCGACGAUUGCAAACGGGUGGUCGAAACCAAAGGACAGUACAUCGAAGAUUCUAGAAGACUCAUGGAGUUAAAAGACAAGUACAUCGCAGCUGCUAGACACAUUGCUAAGAAAAAGGAACUCUACAUGAGAGAUUUUCACAGAGUCGCGGAAAAGAAAGACCGGUACAUCGUGGAAACGCACAGAGUUUCGGACGAGAGAGAGAAAUACAUCGACCACGUCAAGAAGUUGUUGCAGGAAGCAGAAACGUGUGUGCAAGAGUUGACUCACAAGAUAGACUACUACAAAUUUCAGGCGGAUUUGUUGAAAGACAAGAACGUGGAAUACUACAAGAGAACGCACAAGGCUGAGAUGACUCUCGCGAGGACAUCAAGAGAAAGGGACGAGGCCAGAGAUCUGCUGAAAAAGGCCAAGUUAGAGAAGGACAGGUUUGUGUCAGAAGACUACCGAGGCCGACAGGUUAUACAUAAAAUGAGGGAGGAAAUGGCGAGACAGAAGAAGGAACGAAAAGCGCUGGAACACAACAACAAGGCUCUGAAGGACGAGAACAGGAGAUGCGAAGAGAGAGUGAACUUCGCGGAGAACGAGAUGUCAAAAAUGAGCGAGAUGAUCAGACAGAUGGGCAUGGAGUCUGACAAGCGGGUCAAGAGAGUACAGAUGGAGAAAGAAUCCAUGGAACAAGAGAAGAAGCUUGUCGAGUUGUCCAAGAAAAGACUUCAGGAGAAGAUGGAGAGGAAGGUGGGCGAGGUGCACAAGAUCGUGCGCGCCAGGGAGAAGGAGAUCGACAUGCUAUUGGUCAAGAUCAAGGCGCAGGCCAACGUCAUCACCCAGCUGCAGGGACACCUAGACUCCAAAAAAGGCGAUGGCCGUGCGCCAACGACACCUGCCGAGAAGAGCAAGAAGCGCAUCGGGCAAACCUAACCACCUGUUCAAUGGCGUUUUGAUGCUGGUCGAUAGAAGAAUACGAAUGUGGAAGAUUACAAUGGACAUUAAUUCCUCAAGCAGUAGUUAUAUUUGAAAAUAUAUGUGUUACUUGUAAUGUUAUCCAAUUCAUAUAUACUAUAUUCACGAGCAAGAAAAGAUUUUGAAAUGAAAAUGCUGCUACUACAUGUAUGUACAGUAUAUCAAUAUGUUCUCCUGCUUCUGCAUAAACAAGUAUUAUUAUUAGCUUAAAACAUAAACAACGCCAUGACAGCGCCUUCCGUUCAGGCGAACCAAGAUAUCCAUGACCGAUAUUUUAGUCCAUGUACUAGUAUGUGUAAACAGUUUUGUCCCCUAGAGAGAAGUUAUAUAUAAUUAGUUUCUUGUUCGCGCACUUGACAUUCGAGGUUUGACCAUUCGUUGCAUUAUUGUUGUUUAUAUUGGAAUAAAAUACACAGAACAAAAUAAAAGUCCUUGACGACCUUCAUAUAGUUUUUACAGAACUAGGACAUAUAGGUGCUCUUUUGUCCGACGUAUUACUUCUGAAAACAUUGCAUCAACUAAACAUUGGAAAACUUGUUAUAUAUCUCUAGCUGAAUAAAUGCCCUCCCUCAGAAUAUUAAAUGUUAUAUGAAACUAGGGCAAUCAGGCGUUCUGUUGUAUCUGUCGUAUUAGUUUCUGAAAAUACUGCAUCAAUUAAACAUUGAGAAAAGUUGUUAUUGUCUCCAGUUAUGAAUAAAUA